AUGCUGAGGAAACUGCCAAAUUUGCGAGUUGGCAUACUCGGCAUGGCUCAUAGUUUUGAGCAGAAAGCUCUGAUAGCAAGAACACGAAAAUUAUUCGAAUUAGUCUGCCAAACCUAUUACACUGGUGAUUUAAAAAAUUUGAUAGAAAGCGAUGAAAAUGCAGAGCCGAUUGUGGAGCAUAUGCCGGAAGUGGAAAAGCUUCAAGCAGAUGUGCGAGAAUUAUUAAACGUUACUGAACAAGAUAUUAUCACGAUCGCUCCCGGUACUUAUGGAUUUUUUUCGGGUCUUCUUCGCCAGUACUUAUUCGCUGUCAAUAACGUGCUGUGCUGCGUAUCGGAAGAAUGUCUUGUACAGCGUGGUCAGUUUUAA
Molecule: messenger RNA, 369 nt
Organism: Gongylonema pulchrum
Lineage: Eukaryota; Metazoa; Nematoda; Chromadorea; Rhabditida; Gongylonematidae
Source: the annotation of a GenBank genome assembly